Durio zibethinus is the source of this 987-nucleotide messenger RNA. Its product is annotated as protein DMP3-like. Gene Ontology annotation, biological process: endomembrane system organization. The record is from RefSeq and is a predicted model, not a curated record. NCBI's taxonomy places the organism in Eukaryota, Viridiplantae, Streptophyta, Magnoliopsida, Malvales, Malvaceae.
UGUGGCAACUACUAGCCUUUCGUAAACUCCCACAUUUCAGACGCCUCCAACCUACCACGCCAAGACUUUCUUUCGGGUAACAAAGACUUUGAUCAGCAUAUAUCUCCGUCGUAACAACCGCCGUGACCAGCAGUUUGGGUUGGAAUUCUUGUGAUUGGAAGCGAUGUCGGAAACAUCUCUGAGGGCAAGAUCUAUAGUUUCCAGGCAACCAUCUCAAUCAUCAGAUGAACCAACAACAAGAAGGAACAACCAUGAGCCUGAAACACCAAAAUCACCAUCAAAGCCACCCACUUUAUCUCAACGGGCGAUCUCGCAAACCUUGACAAGCACGGCAAACUUAGCCAACCUUCUUCCUACAGGCACGCUCCUAGCCUUCCAACUCCUCGUGCCAAUUUUUACUAACAACGGAUCGUGUGAUUCCGCUACUCGCCCCAUGACGCUCAUCCUCCUUUUCCUCCUUGCCCUUUCCUGCUUUCUUGCUUCCUUCACAGACAGCGUUAAGUCAUCAGAUGGACAAGUUUAUUAUGGUUUUGCUACAUUCAAAGGAAUGUUCCUGUUUGACUAUCCUGAUCCUACAGGUUCAGGCCUGCCUGAUUUGACCAAGUAUAGAAUCAAGUUCAUUGAUGGAGUUCACGCAGUUUUGUCCGUGCUUGUGUUCGGUGCCGUGGCUUUGAGGGAGAAGAAUGUCUUGAACUGCUUCUAUCCAACACCAAAACAUGAAACGCAGGAGGUUUUGAACAUUGCACCGGUUGGAAUUGGGCUCAUUUGCGCCUUGUUAUUUGUGGUUUUUCCAACCAGAAGGCAUGGAAUUGGCUACCCGCUCACACCUGGCAAAUAGUUAUUCAUCCCCUUCUCUCUCUAGUUUAUUAAUUUCUUCAUUUUCUUCAGGAAUAGAGAAUGUAACACCUCAAAGUCAAACAUUGUUUAUUUGAUCAAUUGAAUAAAUUAGACAAGUUAGUAAGAUUAAUGUCAAACAUUUUUUUUCCA